AUAUCUCACCAUCACCAACAACAGCAGCAGCAGCAACAACAACAACAACAGCAGCAGGAUGACUUAUCAAUCGAAUACCCACCAGAAAACAUGGGCAAAGGAUCCUUGUUGGCAGAGAUUGAUGAAACAGCCUUGUUUUGUGUGGUCGAGUUCAAACGAGGACGAUCGGACAUGUACUUUUCGCAACCGGAUCAGCCCACACCGUCGCGCAACGAUCUGGUCAUUGUGGAAGCGGAUCGGGGUCAUGAUUUGGGCAAGGUGACGUUGGACAGAAUAAGUCGGUCGCAACUGGUAUCCAUGAUCAAGCAACAACAAGAAAAGCAACAACAACAACAGCAGCAACAGCAGCAGUUGAAUGGAAAUGGAACAACAGAAGAAACCACUACAGCAGCAAAGAAGAAAGAGGUCUCGAUAAAACAAGUCAUUCGGUUGGCCAAGCCGGCAGAAAUCACGCUACUCAUGGGUAAAAGUCAAGAUGAAGCCAAAGCUCUUUUGGUGUGUCAAAGUAAAGUGAAGCAGAAGCAGAUGCCGAUGCAAGUGGUGGAUGCAGAAUACCAAUGGGACAAGCGCAAACUGACGUUUUACUUUAUUGCGGACCGUCGUGUGGAUUUCCGAGAACUAGUGCGCGAUCUCUUCAAACUGUACAAGACAAGAAUUUGGAUGUGUGCUGUUGGUUCCAACCAAUCUUAACAGCCCCAUUCAGUCCUACCUUCCUGAACCUCUUUCCAUUUGCACGCACACACACAAGCCCAGCUCGAUCCGUAUAUACAGAAAUGACAUACAAGAAAUAACCCUGCAUGUUACAUAUAGCAAAAACAGACACUUAUAGAAGAUCUUUUUUUUUUCUCUCUCUUUAUCCUUUUCUUCCUUUUACCCUUUUACCCUUUGUCCCAAUCCUCUCUCUCUCUCUCCCCUUCUAUCCCGUGAUAUAUCUCUCACUUAUGCAAUGCAACAAAAAAAAAAGAAGUACAAUCUUUUGUUUGGUAGAUCUAAUUCAUGUAAAUAACGUUUAAAUUUACC
This is a messenger RNA of Zychaea mexicana, 1020 nucleotides long. Its product is annotated as PSP1 C-terminal conserved region-domain-containing protein. Gene Ontology annotation, cellular component: cytoplasm. The transcript has 3 exons. NCBI's taxonomy places the organism in Eukaryota, Fungi, Mucoromycota, Mucoromycetes, Mucorales, Lichtheimiaceae. The record is from RefSeq and is a predicted model, not a curated record. Bases 91 to 690 code for a protein of 199 amino acids.